Messenger RNA from Caenorhabditis briggsae, 399 nucleotides. Bases 1 to 399 code for a protein of 132 amino acids. The transcript has 4 exons. The record is from RefSeq and is a predicted model, not a curated record. NCBI's taxonomy places the organism in Eukaryota, Metazoa, Nematoda, Chromadorea, Rhabditida, Rhabditidae.
AUGUACAUGCCGGAGCAUAUAUCUGGAACCGGAGAUCCGAUUUCGUUGGCUGGAAUCGAGUCGUUUUCGCUCUCCGGUAACAGCUCAGCGUACGAGAAUCGUGUUGUAGAAGCAGGACAUGACCAUUUCUUCGUUAGUAUCAAUGAAAACAUUUUACGCAAAACGAGGAAUUUUCAGUAUCAAAUCCCGGAAGAAGCUGUUGGAUCCAUUGAUUACAUGCAAAUCAUGGAGAAAUAUCAACAGUUUGUCGCCAAUCCCGAUGACGAUUAUAUUGAAGUUGACCCGGUUCGUCAGUUAAAGAAAGUUGGAAGUCAACUAAAAGAAAUCAGCCUCACCUUGAACCAUCUCAUGGAGGAGAACGAGAGACGAGACCGUCGCGAGCAUGUUCGUAACGUUUAA